CUAACGGCCACUAACACAGAGACACCCCCAAGUCCUAAGGGUCGCGUGCUCUCCACCCUGAGCCCCCUCUCGUAACCGUCAGGGUCAUGGUCACACGAGGUUCCCGCCCCACCCCCACAAUCCCUCUUCCUGCAGAGAUACCCUCUGCCUCCACUCCCUUAAAGUGCGCUUGGCUCCGGAGCCAGAUGCGGUAGCGGAUUCUCCAAAGCGCAGGCCGACGGACUCGGGCAACCCGCCCGCUAGUCCUAAACUUCGCCCCUCGCUGGCUGUCAUUGGCUAAAUUUUAUCAGGCAGUCCCACCCCCUGAUCUCAUUGGUUUGUUACACUCGGCCCAGCUGGUCCAACUAGGUCCCUCCCGCUUCAGGUAGAAAAGGGGGGCCCGAUGGCGAUCGCGAUGCGGCUGCGGAACCAGCUUCAGUCUGUGUACAAGAUGGACCCGCUGCGGAACGAGGAGGAAGUCCGGGUGAAGAUCAAGGACCUGAACGAGCACAUCGUCUGCUGUCUGUGCGCCGGCUACUUCGUGGACGCCACGACCAUCACGGAAUGUCUGCACACCUUCUGUAAGAGUUGCAUAGUGAAGUACCUGCAGACCAGCAAAUACUGCCCCAUGUGCAACAUAAAGAUUCACGAGACCCAGCCCCUGCUCAACCUCAAACUGGAUCGGGUCAUGCAGGACAUCGUGUACAAGCUGGUGCCCGGCCUGCAGGACAGUGAAGAAAAAAGGAUACGAGAAUUCUAUCAGUCACGAGGCCUGGACCGAGUCACCCAGCCCACCGGGGAAGUGGGUACCGUGUUUCUCCUAGAACCAGCCCCGGGUACCCUUGGUCUCCCCUUCAACAGCUUUGACCAUUCAAAAGCACACUAUUACCGUUAUGAUGAGCAGCUCAGCCUAUGCUUAGAAAAACUAAGCUCCGGCAAAGACAAAAGUAAAAGCAUUUUACAGCACAAGUUCGUCCGUUGUUCUGUCCGAGCCGAGGUUCGGCAUCUCCGAAGGGUCCUGUGUAGAAGACUAAUGCUGAACCCCCAACAUGUACAGCUCCUAUUUGACAAUGAAGUUCUCCCAGAUCACAUGACCAUGAAACAGAUUUGGCUGUCUCGAUGGUUUGGCAAGCCCGCACCCCUGCUCCUGCAUUACAGUGUGAAAGAAAAAAGGAGGUAGAAGCUGGCCUCCCUCCCCCACCCCAGAUAUUUAUGCACCCACAGUGGCUUUAUUUUUGAAAUAAAAGUGAAAAAGCACUU
Molecule: messenger RNA, 1239 nt
Organism: Sarcophilus harrisii (Tasmanian devil)
Lineage: Eukaryota; Metazoa; Chordata; Mammalia; Dasyuromorphia; Dasyuridae
Gene: PCGF1
Product: polycomb group ring finger 1
Exons: 10
Coding region: 383-1159 (258 amino acids)
Biological process (GO): negative regulation of transcription by RNA polymerase II
Cellular component (GO): PRC1 complex
Molecular function (GO): promoter-specific chromatin binding
Source: RefSeq, a predicted model, not a curated record